Molecule: messenger RNA, 1560 nt
Organism: Opisthocomus hoazin
Lineage: Eukaryota; Metazoa; Chordata; Aves; Opisthocomiformes; Opisthocomidae
Source: RefSeq, a predicted model, not a curated record
AUGGAGGCUUCAGCAAUUGUUCCCAGCAUAGGAAAUAAGUCCCUGAGGCGCAGAGGUGUGCCAGCUUUACCAGAGAGACUAGCCCUCCUCUUUGAUAUCCAGACCACCAGCUCUGUUGCUGUUACUGUUUCCAAGAAUGGCUUGAAGAGCUCCCUGCUGCAGCUAGAAUGUCAUUUUACAUGGACUUUGCUGAAGCAGGAUGUGGAUCUCGAUGAAUUAGAGGAAACAAUAGGUGAUCAGAUCAAGUUUUUAAUAAAAUCCAACAUCACAAAUUAUAAUCUACAAUCCUAUGUAUCCCACCUAAAGAACAUGGAUGAGGAAGCCCUGAGAAAUCUCAAAAAAGCUGAAGAAGAAAUUAAAAAAAAUCACCCAGAUGAAAUUGCCAGGAGAAGUCUUGUUACCUGGGGGAACUAUGCCUGGAUCUAUUACCACAUGGAGAGAUACAAAGAAGCUCAAGCUUACGUCAGCAAAGUGGAAAGCAGCCUCAAAAAUCUUUCAAGUAAUGCUCAAUGGAAGUUUCAGUUUCCAGAAAUCUACGCUGAGCAAGGAUGGGCAUUAAUAAAGUUUGGGGCAAAAUACUACCAGAGAGCAAAGGAUUGCUUUGAAAAUGCUCUAAAGAAUGAACCCAACAACCCAGAAUUUAAUGCUGGCUAUGCAAUAGCAAUGUAUCGUUUGGAAGAUUUUUCUCACAGACAAUGUGAAGCUGUAAGCCCGUCCCUUCAGCCCCUGAAGCGUGCAGCGGAACUGAAUCCAAAGGAUACUUUUAUUGCAGCAUUAAUUGCAUUAAAACUUCAGGAUUUAAAGCGAGCUGAUGAAGGGGAGAAGUACAUUGAAGAAGCAAUGCAGAAAACCCCUGAUCUUCCUUAUUUCCUGCGAUAUGCCGCUAAAUUUUACAGAAGGAAAGGAGAAAUGGACAAGGCACUGGAGAUUUUGACAAAAGCUCUGGCAGUGUCACCAAAAUCUACCUUUUUGCAUCACCAGAUAGGACUCUGCUACAGAGGAAAGCUCUUUCAGUUGAAAAAGACUACAAGAUAUCCACCUCAAGAGCAAGUGGAUGAACUCAUCCGACUUUCCAUUUUUUAUUUCAAAACAUCGACUGAGCAAAAGCAAAAAUUUUUUUCUGCCCACACUGACCUAGCAAACAUGUAUGCGCAAGCAAAGAGGUAUGAAGAAGCAGAAGCGACAUUUCAGAAAGCGUUCCAGAUUAAUAUUCUGUCCUAUAGUGAUGAACAAGAACUCUACUACCAUUAUGGCAAUUUUCAGCUAUAUCAUAUGAAAUCGGAAUCUAAAGCCAGAAGGUAUUACACAGAAGGGCUGAAAAUUGAAAAAGAUUCUCAUGCAAGAAAGAAGUGCAGACAUGCACUGAAGAAAUUGCUGGAACAGAGAAUUCGGGCAGGUUUAGAAGAUGCAACAGAUUUUGGUACACUUGGACUCCUUCAUAAUCUAGAUGGUGAGAAACAUGAAGCAGUUCUGUGCUAUGAGAAAGCAGUUGCAUUGCAUCCCAACAAUGAAGAAUAUUUGAGAGCAUUAUGUGAGCUACAACUUUCCAUCUCAAACUAA